AUGGCGGAACCCGCAUCGUCAUCGUCGCCAGCAUCAUCAACAACAACAAACGAUCCGAAACUUUGUAUACGGACGUAUAGACCCACCGAUCGCGAAUAUGUCGACUACCUCUUUUACAGCACCUAUUUUGCGCUUGUCCCAGAAGGCGUCAAGCGCAAGCUAAUGUCGCCAACCACUUGGAUAAUUUGGAUUGCCGUGUACGCAUAUCUACUCGCGAUUGUACCGGUGCUGUUACAUGGAAUGAAUAUGCCAAGCUGGACUGGCAUUGCACUACGUAUCUUUUUCACCGUGAGCUGGGCACUCGUCGGUUUCUCAGCACUCUUUUUUCUGACCGAUCGUUUCGAAACCGUUGACCAAGUCGAGACAGUGCGACUAAACGACUUGAGCGACCCGGAAAUCUAUUAUCUUAAUUACAACAAGUACGAACAAAUUAAGCGCGUUACUUUUGACAAAGAUACCAAACCAGCAACUGAACUCGUGCGGGAACUACUGCCCGAAGAUGAACGGACACCAGGUCAUUUCUGGGUGCUCGAAGUGGAUGGGGCACCGUGCGGCAUAGUCGGAUUGGCCUGUUAUAAGAAACCCGUGAUGGAUGCAAGGCCGAUAAUGGGUCCUAGCUGGCAGCGGUUAGGUCGCUGGGUGUGUGAACGUUACCAUUUGUCGACGCCAAGUUUACUCGUUGCAAAGGAGUCGAAGCCUCGCGUGUUUGCUGAACCGUCGCCGCCACAUACAGCGACACUGCAGCGUAUGGCAGUGAAAUAUCAGUUCCAGGGAUGCGGAUUAGGCACGGUGCUGAUCAACCGUGCCAUGGUGUGGGCCAAUGACCACGAUAUCCACACAGUCAAUGCAGUGACAAACGAAUUGCAAGGCACAGCUGCUCAGUUUUUACAGAAGCACGGAUUCAGGAAGGUCAAAAAGGUCAGCAGUGGAUGGUUUGGACAAUAUGAAGCGCAUUGGUCUUGCAAUGUAAAGACAUGGAUGGAUGCACAACAACAACAACAACAACAAUAA
Molecule: messenger RNA, 1011 nt
Organism: Zychaea mexicana
Lineage: Eukaryota; Fungi; Mucoromycota; Mucoromycetes; Mucorales; Lichtheimiaceae
Product: acyl-CoA N-acyltransferase
Exons: 2
Coding region: 1-1011 (336 amino acids)
Molecular function (GO): N-acetyltransferase activity
Source: RefSeq, a predicted model, not a curated record